AGGAAGCGUAGGUAGAACGUCUACCCAACUUUGGCGGGUCAUAGGUUGCUUUUUCUUUCAACAAAAGUAAACACAAAACGAUCCUGCAGACCCUCCAGUUAGAAACAAGAGGAAGGAACACUGGAACCGGAAAAGCUGGAAGAAGCCUGUAAUUAUCGUCCAGGGAAAGCGUCUUUAAGUCCGUGGUGCUCACACAACUUUGUUGUUCAUUUUAUGGAUAUUUUUAAAAUAUAGACUUCGCUUUUAUUGUUCGAAACCAAUAACAUUAAUGAGCACUGACCUAGGCGUGCUCUCAGAUAAAACUCCUGUGCUCGUGUGAGAGAGGUGGUGAAUCAGAAAAAAUGGAAAUGGGCGACAAUGAUAUGGAAGAGCAAGACGCUUUUCGCGUGCCGAGGGAUGAAGAAGGUGGUUUUCCAGAAAAUCCCAAAAGAAGAGUUCGGAGGGUAGAGAAGUUCCAUAAGAAUGUUUCUAGGUGGAUGCUUCCCAAGGAGUUACGGGAGACGUAUUUGGAGCGAGCAAACUGCUGUCCGCCGCCAAUCUUCAUCAUCCUCGUCAGUUUAGCUGAGUUGGGAGUGUUUAUCUACUAUGCAGUAUGGAAGCCACAGAAGCAGUGGGUAACACUGGGAGACGGGAUCUGGAGGAGUCCUCUUACCUAUAAGCCUGAACAGCGAGAGGAAGCCUGGCGGUUUAUCUCCUACAUGUUUGUACAUGCCGGUGUGGAGCAUAUUAUGGGAAACAUGUUAAUGCAGCUUUUUCUGGGCAUUCCUCUGGAGCUUGUGCACAAGGGCUUUGAAGUUGGCAUGGUCUAUAUGGCUGGGGUCCUCGCAGGUUCUCUCGCCAGCUCCAUCUUUGAUCCGUACAGUGCUCUUGUGGGCGCUUCAGGUGGUGUUUAUGCCCUCAUAGGAGGUUACUUCAUGAAUGCCGUGGUGAAUUUCAGGGAGAUGAUUCCAGUUCUGGGAGUGUUUCGCAUCUUAGUAAUUGUUCUGAUUGUUGGAACAGAUGUCGGAUUUGCUAUUUACAGAAGAUUCAUUACCCACGAGGCUGGCUUGAAGGUCUCUUUUGUAGCCCAUAUAGCCGGUGGGGUAGCAGGCAUGACCAUCGGUUAUGUGUUUUUCACCAGUUACGACAAAGCGCUCCUGAAGGACCCACGCUUCUGGCUGUGCAUUGUGGGAUACAUUGCCUUCUUCUUUUUUGCUGUAAUCUUCAACAUCUUCUUGUCCCCAGCACCUGCAUGAGCACCUGCAAGGAGGAUGUGUGUGUUGACGUAAUGCAUCAGUUUACAGUGGACAAUCAUAGCUUUUUUAAAGGAGCAGGUAUCAGGUCAAUAUGUCAGAACAUCCUGCUGGUUUUAAAGACUUUUAAGGUCGUAUGUUAAUACACUACCUACAUAUCUAAAGGAAAUAAAUGUAAUUUUUGGACGUGAUUUAUAUCCAAAUAUUUUUUUGCUUUUACAUGAACAGUUGUCUCAGGAGCAAAGAGAAGUUUAAUAUUUUUAUCAUUUAUAUACAUGAACAAAAAUUAUUGAGUCUUUUCCAGGCUUGCAAUAACUAAAUAGCUCAAUUUAAUUUAAAGGGAUAGUUCACCCAAAAAUUAAUUUAAGUCAUUUAUUACUCACCCUCAUUUCAUUCCAAACCCGGAGGACCUUUGUUUAUCUUCAGAACACAAAUUAAGAUAUUUUGGAUGAAAUCCAAAAGCCUUCUGACCCCGCACAGACAGCAGUGUAACUGAAAUACUCUUGAUAAUAGUGGAGGACGGUGAUGCGAAAGAGAAGAAUUGUUGAAUGAAUUUGUUAUUUUUGUUUUCUUUAUGCACAAAAAGUAUUGACAACUGAUGUCACAUGGAAUUUUUUACCAGGGUCUGGGAAUAUUUCAGUUACAUU
Labeo rohita (rohu) is the source of this 1879-nucleotide messenger RNA. It is a transcript of the gene rhbdl2, whose product is annotated as rhomboid, veinlet-like 2 (Drosophila). The transcript has 8 exons. The record is from RefSeq and is a predicted model, not a curated record. NCBI's taxonomy places the organism in Eukaryota, Metazoa, Chordata, Actinopteri, Cypriniformes, Cyprinidae. The coding region runs from base 342 to 1235 and encodes 297 amino acids. Gene Ontology annotation, cellular component: membrane. Gene Ontology annotation, molecular function: serine-type endopeptidase activity.